Messenger RNA from Xyrichtys novacula (pearly razorfish), 21414 nucleotides. Lineage: Eukaryota; Metazoa; Chordata; Actinopteri; Labriformes; Labridae. The record is from the annotation of a GenBank genome assembly.
GUUGGGAUAGGCCAUAACAACCACCCAACAAGGCGCUGUGGUACUAUGGGGAAAUACCGGACCGAACCGAGGAUAAAAACGGUUAUGAAUUGUUUGUAGUCGAAGUUAACGCCAGAAAUUUGCCAGAAAGUCGAUGCAAGUGGAAAUACUUGCAUACUGGGGUUCAAAUGUGGACGUUGACGUCGAGCCGUGCGUAAUGAGCAGAGUUGGAAAAAGAAGGUGUUGAGCUGCAUUUUUUCUCUCUCAACCACAGACAACUUGGGUCGGAGUACUGUCCAAACUACGAGGCGAUACGAGGAAAAAAAUCCCCUAGAAGCUUCGCACUCCGUGGUAAAUAUGUCUGAGCGCUCGCUUUUCAACAGUUGCUUCGCAUCUUGCUCGAAGUAAAUUGCUGUUUCCGAGGGGUAAAGUCAAAGCGACACAGCAGAGGUAGCUUACCCUAGCCUCUUAGGAUAUGCUACUAAUUACAGAGCUGUGCUGGAUAGGACUCCCCUUGCUAGACAUUCGUGUGAUAUUUGGACACUACUUCCUAUUUCUAUCAGUUGAGACAAACAACCCACUUGGUUUUUGCCCUUACAAGCACUUUUAACUCGGGCUUCCGCUGAGCACAGAUAGCCCACCAGUAGCCCAAAGAGCAACAAUAGCUCCGCGUUAACGUAAGGCUAACAAAGCCACUGUAUAUGAUUGUUUUCUCUGAACUCAUGUUACCCAGGAACACACUUGGUUUUGUUCACUGAAGAUAGAUCCAUAGAAAAGUUUGGGGUUGAAAUGCAUUUUCCCUUUGAGAUCAACCUACAUGUUGCUGGAUGCCUCAGUGUCAGAUAGUUGUUAAUAGGUUGGGCUUUGGCAACACUGGCCUGUCAUCUAUUUCAUCUAUAACUUGAUGGUAAAGGGUUUUUUUUAAGCCGUUUAGACAUUUCCAGAAGUCAAAUGAAUACAGGAUAAACUUCAGUCUGUGGCUGCUUAGAUUUGCAUAUAUUAUCUGUGCAAUUUAAAUUUGUCCUUUAUUGUGUAAAAUCUACAUUAAGAAUUUUUUUUUCAUCCCCCCUUAAGAAAAGAAAAGAAAACUCAUUUAUUCAAUUUUGCUGGACCAUUAUCCAUGACACUAGUCUCUGUCAUCCUCAGGUCAAGAGUUGAGGAGCCAUAUGCACACACUGAUAAUCCUGUGAUUAUCUCACCAAAAUUCUGCUCACAUUCAGUUUUUAGUUUCCUCUUAAAGUGAGUGUCUUGUUGUCUCUUGAUUGAUAAAGGUGCAUGUUCGGCAGCUCAUGACCUCUCCAGCAUCAAGGUUUGUCAUUUUACCAGGUUCAGUUAGUGUGUCAGUGCUCCAGGGCCAUAUAAUGACAUGUAAUUAUUUGACUUACAUGCCCAGACUUCCAUGACUGUCACAAAAGGCUGUGAGCUUGCAAGUACUUGUCAGAGAGUCACUAAAUGAGCUGGACUUUGGCCUGACUUCUGUUUACCCUGGCUGCUUGGACAACUCAACAAGGAGCAUUGACAACCCGCUUAAAAUAAGCACUUAUUGUUUUCGGGGCUGCCAUUCAUUCUCUGGAGAGCCAAUGCCAGGCUGUGUUUGUAAAGCCACCAGUGUGUGCACACUUAACAUUUCUUUAUUGAAAAGAUGGCCCCUGUUCAGUCAGUCUUGCAAGCUGGUCUAGAGCUUGUUAUCAUCACAUUCCCACCAAGUCUGCAAGGAAAGGCAUCAGAGGUUAAAAAAAAAAAAAGAAAUGUCGUAAAACAAUUACUUUAGUUUAAAUCCAUCUUAUUGUGUAUCCGUAGUACCUGCAGGGGAAAACAUCCGACCAGCCGACAGUUCAGUCCAUGAAAUGCCAAAUAUGCAGCACUGUGGUUCUUAUUGUUGGUUGACACAGGCUAAUCCAGAGGCUGCCCACCAUGAGUCAUCAAUGUGGGGACUUUUGUUUCCUCUGUCUGUCUCUGUCAUUUCAGCGUGUUGCUGUUUCCAGCCUGUUCUGAUUCCUGUAGCUUCCUGUAGCUCUCCCGGCAGAGUCUGUAAUCAGUCCAAUGGCCUGAUUAACUGGUACACUGAUUGACCCGGCUGGCAAAAACACUGCAGAGGUAAGCACUCUGCUCUGCCACUGGAUUUGUCUCUUCAGCUAUCAUUUUAGUGGGAAGAUGACUUUGUUAUUAUGAUAGAGGGAGUCAUUUUAAUCACCUUUUCCUUUAUCUGCAGUCCAUAUUCCACUUUUACUUGAUGCUAUGGGAUGUGUGCACAUCUAUCAACAUUAUGAAGUUCACUCUGUUAGAUAGCUCUGGUUUCUGCUAACCGUUGCAUUGGGUAUUAUGACCCAUUUGGAGCGCCUCUGAUUGUAUCGGAUAUCCAAAGAGUCAAACAGUCUAUAAUUACUAUCUGAUGCAGUAUUUUUGUCCAGCUUGGCUUGCACAGCACAUUAUGGCUAGCUCUGCCCUCAGGUCGUUUAACAGCUUUUAUAACAGCAAAACUUUGAAUUCAAAAUUUUCCUGAAUGUUAAAAAAAUGCAGUUACAGUGAGGGAUUAUUUGACUUAAUUUGAUUUUCUUUUUUACCUGAAUAGACCAGGAUCUAUUCAUUCUCCUCCUUUGUAUGAGAGGCAGGAAAGUAAUUUAUCUACUGUUCUUCUGGGAAUAGACUGACAGGACUUAAUCAGAUAAAGGCACUUAUUAAAAAAAUCCCUGCUAAAGAAGUCAAACUGGAGAGUGGUGAAUUUGAGAGCUUACAUAUAUUUCAAGCCCUCUUAAUACAAAGUUUUUUAUGGCACUCUUCAUCUGGUUGAUCUGAUUUUUAUGCAGAAAAACACUUUUUUUCCACUCCUCAUUUGAUAUUGUUAUGAUUAUGUUUGAUUGGACUCAUUUAUUACAGUUUUAGGAGAUUCAGUCUCUUCAUUCAGGCUUGACUGAUACUGUCUCACUGCUUACUCAUCUUCAGCAGAUUAGGAGCCGUGUCAAUGAGCCUAACAGAGAUAUCUAUGAAGAGUGUUGAUUUAAUCAAGAUUUAAACCUUAGAUCUUUUGUGCCAUCUUAGAAAAGCCAUGCAUGUCUUCUUUGUAUUCAUAUACUGCUCAACAGUCACCAGAAAAGCAAGAAAUAGAAAUUACUCAAUCAUCUGCUACACUGCCCAUGAAAUUCUUCACAUCACUUUUGAUAGCUGAAAUCUUGUCACGCUGAUGAAGCUUCAUUACUGCUGUCACUUUGAUUCAAAGCGUGUGCUGUGAUUGUGUUUUAUUAGCAGAGCUUUGUUUAAAGAGGGGUGACCUGUAAAACCCGCGUCUAAAUAAGACGAACAUGCAGCUGAAAUUUGGAGUUGAUGAUAGCAAAGGAAACCCAAAUACCUGCUGGCUUCCCUUUUUCCUCCCACCCUGAUGAGAGGAAAUCCACAUAAAUGAUUGAUAAAGUGCCUUGACUGUCAUUUGAAUAAUACAUCGGUCCCGCUCUUGUGCCAAGCAUUUUUGUAUGGUAAUGUUCUGUGGGAGACUGGGGGUUCACUCUUUCAAACCUUAGUGAGGGGCUUUUUGGAGAAAAAUCAAAUAAGCCUAAUGACCAAGACAAGGUGAGCAGUUAGAAAGGCUGCAUGCGUCUGUGUGUGUUUCUAUGUAUGUGUUUGUUUGCAGAGACAGAUAGGUGGGGGGCAGGGAGUGUCUCCCGUCACUUCUCAUUAGGGACAUGAAGUCCAGCAUGGCCGGCGUCUGCCCCCCCCCCCCUCCUUCCCCUCUCGUCUGUGGCACUGCCCUCUUCUGCUCCCAGCCUGAACACAACAGAGCAGCUCACUGUUUCAGCCUAAACUGCGUAGAAGUGUCUUAAUUUCCAACAUCAGAGAGAUUAUGGCGGAGAUGCUUCUUAUUGAACAGUGUGAGUCAGGUCUCAGGGAAAUAGCUGUCCUAAAUUAUGCUUUUAGAAUUCUGCACUGCAGCUGAAGUUAAAUUUGGUUCUCUCAUUUGAAUGAGUUAACGCUCUGAGUCUGCCUGCUAAGCUGGAAGUCAUUGGUUGUUCGAGUGAUGUGUUGGCUGCUUUGUUUUAUUCUGCCUUUGCUGUGCUCCUUUGAGGUCCCCCCCCCCCCCCCCAUCUCUCUCUUCCACCCCCCUACACCUUUUUUGUAAACAAGACGGUAUAUAUCUCAAGGGCUUCCUCCUCACUCCUACAUAUUCAAAUUCUACUUCUAAUUUUGUCCAAAUGAAUUCCCUGUGAAGAUGGGGCUUAUUUAAAGCAGUCUAAUGAAAUAAAGAUCAGCCAACAUUUUUAUUGGAGUGCUCAAGUGUGACUGCUUGGUGAGUAUUUGUGUGUGUUGGUGGAGUAAGAGGCUGUGGUUUUCCAUUGAACCCUUGGGAAGCUGUGGAGUGCUGCUCUACAGGGGCAGACACCAUGAUUUAUUAGAAUGGUAAGCAGGAAAAACUAACACGCUCCCAUAAAACGGAUAUCCCAUCAUCUCUUAGUUUUCUGUCUGCUCUUUCAAGGAGUAAAGAGUGUGUAAUAAGUUAUUCAGAGAUCCAGAGCAAAGAGUGUUUAAUUUUCCUGUCUUUUAAUAUAUAAACAAGAGCAUAUGCAUGAAAGGAUACACAGAGUAUACAUCUCUUGGAAUAUAGAAUAUGAAAUUAGUGUGCUCUAACUCGGAAAAUAAUCAACUGUUGAUUUUGAAUCUUUUUGCACUUCAUUGGUUUGUAUCACAUAAUGACUGAGGUAAGCUCAGUUUAUGUAGUGCCCUGUUUUCUGUUGAGCUAGUGUCAGUUCAAAGGUUAGGAGAGGAGGUUUCUUGUCUGGUUCUUUGACUCACAAUAAGUGUCUGUUCAGAGGAAAUAACCUAUUUCACACAGCUAUUUUUCCUUGUAGAUAUAUGUAUGCAUGACCGAACCAUCUCAAUCAAUCACCUCAACAAUCUAAUCGCAUGUCCAGUAAUAUUAGUAUCGCAUUGAGGUGCAUGACAUGGGUAAAACUCUGCAUUAAAGAUGUGCGAUAUCAGAAAAUGUGAGGCAUUUUCAGCAGAAGCCAACAUGACUUGUCACGGCAGGAAAAGGGCGGAUGUUGUUUAUAACAUUACUCUCUUGUAUUAGUGUCCCUGACAGCAUGGAAACAUGCACAUUAUCAAGCCACUGAAACUGAUGCAGAUAAAUGGAAACCAGCCACCAUUAAUUCUAAUAUUAAACCUGAGCUGUUGGGGCUUGUGUAAAAUGGUUAUGCAAAAACAGGCAGAUGUGGAGCACUGGCCUGCAGGAAAUAACUUCUGUAAGCCCAAUAAGAUUGUCUAAUAUCACAGUUUGAUGAGAUCUGUAAACAAAGAUUGAAGCAUGCUUAUUUGCUGGAGUUCCUCGAACCGGUGUCACACCAAUUCUCAUGGCAGGUCAGAUAUAGUGAUCGAAUGAAGGCUCAAGUUUUCUAAGCAUUCUUGUAUUCUAUCUUGUUGCAUGUCCCUCUUGUAUCCAAAUCACAGAAAAGCUGCAGUGUUAAUCACAUGGAUUUCAUCAACCACAGUCACCAUAUCUCCCUCACUCUUUUACCCUUACUCGGCUAUUGUGCCAAUUAGUUAGUUGAAUUUCCCUCUGGGAUAAAUAACAUAUUCUGAUUCUGAUUGAAUAAUGACCGGUUGAGUCCUCGUCUGAGUUACUGAAUGGGUUUUAAUGCCUUGCCCUUAAAUUCAAGGUUUCAUCCAAUUCAUGUUUAUUGUCAAUACAGACAGCAUGUAAAUGAUGUGUUUUUUUUGACUGACACAAACUGAACUGAGAGUCAACGUUUGACACCCAGUGUAGUGAUGCUUAAUUGUAAUCAAGAGAGAGUCAAAUAAAUAAAUAAAAAAGCUGCUUUGCUUUUAAUGGACGAAAUAGCAAAGCUUAGUUCCUCUUCCAGAUUAUCACUGUUUUAGCUGCUGAAGAUUUGUUGUUGACUGCCGGUCAGUGUUUCCUGAGGGUAAAGCAGAGGAAGUCUGUGUUGGCCUCAUUACAGGUUUGUUUUGAUGGGGAUUGGCACUCACAAAAUCAAAACCUUGAAAAUAAUUUUUAGUGCAGAUUUUCAGGCCUGAGACUUUGCCAGCACAGAUAUGAGUCAUGAUUGUACUAAAAUCAAUGUGCCAGAAGCACUGUGAUGGAUAGGGAUAGAUGCUUCUUAAACAUUGGCACUCCUGAUCAUUUAUUAUCUUUGACAGAGUCCAAUAGUCCAAGCUCAUCAUCUUUAAGUCCCUGUGCGAAAUCAGUCAGCAAGAUUUGAAAUCGUCCUAAAGCUUCAACUUCAACAUAUCUCUCUCACUUUCUGCUCUUUCUGUCCUUUCAUCUCCUUUCCUCCAGGCACAGCAGGUUGAGCUCGAGGCUCUAAGGAUGCUUCAGAGGAUCCAUGCCUGACCCAAAGACUACAGCUAGAGAGGAGUACGUUGCCUGAGCAGAAUGACUCAGCAAGAGGGGGGACCCCCAAAUAGCAAGUGAAGAGAAGUGAGGAUGGGUGCCAAUGGAUCCAGUUAUCCACACUCAUGCUCCCCACGCAUUGGGGGAAAUGCUCAGGCACAGCAAACUUUUAUAGGUUUGUAUUUUUCUUUUUUUAAUCCAGGGUUGAUUAAUAGUGUCAUAAGAGUUUGUCUGUAUUUUUAGAUAUCAAAAAAAACUGUUUCUGUCGGGGGUUGAAUGUAAAAUAUGAGUUCUCUCUCAAACUGAAGUGAAGUGGUGAAACAGCACUCUUGAACCCAAACUGGUACCGUACUGUACAAUUCAGCUCUACAACAAAUCACACAGUGGAGGUCUAGAUUUGCCACACCUCCUGUAUAACCCUACUUUAACCUGCUUCCACAACAACUGGUAGUGCAAAGGGUGAAUGUUUUUGUGCGAGAGGGCUCUUGAACUGUGUCAUUGACUCAAAAAAUGGAUCCAAAUGCAUUGAAAACCAGUGCACCUGCUCCUGCCUGCCAUAUACAUGUUAUACCAUGUUAUACCAUAUACUUAUAUGUGAAGACAUAAGUGCCUAUGGGAUUUAGGAAACUGUGUCUACCUUCUCCUGUAGAAUCCUUGCAGUCUUGUAUUUCUCAGCUUUAUUGUUGUCACCAUGUAGUUGUGUUGUGAUGUUAUUAGGAUUAGGCUGCUGGCUAUCAGGCAGGAUGCGAGCUAAUCUGGUGUCAUGAUUUCUGUCCUUGUUUCCUGCUACAGGCUGUUUAUUGGAGUGUUACAAUUUCUUACUGAAUGCUACAACAGCUACAGUCAGAGACCUUUUAGCUUGUGUUUCAGUCUCAGCAGUGUUGAUGUUAGUUUAGGUGAAUGUUGCCCAACUAUUGCAAGGUUAUCUGUGGCUGCCUGUUAGUUUGUGCCUGCUUGCAGUAAAAUGAGUCUAAAAAUACGGGUUAUGUUAAUUUGUGUGGGCUGAGGCAUACGAGGUGACACUGUUUGCUUAUGUUUAUGCAGUCUUAAUGGUUGUUAGAGAUAAAUGUGUGUCAUAGGAAAUGUUUGGAGUUUUUUUGAUAUCCCUAAAUUAUCAACCGUCGAAGUCUCUGUGGUUUGUGCUUCUUAAAGAAGCCCUCAUUUCCAUGGGUUUGGGGAACUGUUCCAGACAUCAAACCAACUAAAUUUGUCCUCAGAAGAAAUCACUUUUUAUUUCACUUUCGAAAUGACAUUGCCUUUGAGCUUUUUGUAGAGUUAAUCCUUCAAGUUCAAGUAUUGUUAAAGAGGACAAAUUACCCAUGUGUUUACUGAGACUGCUGAGGUUUCUUCUCAGCCCUGUAGGUGCUUGGUUGCUUGGCUCGGGCUGCUGAUGAUUCAGUGUUAGAAUGAUUACUAUUUGGGUCACAGUGAUGGAUGCUGAGAGAAGGGCGGGCAGAGAGGAUCGCCUUGGCAGGGCUUCCUUUGACGUGCGAGUCCUGUCUCUCAAGCCAAUGAUAACAGCUAUUUACCGUAAUUGAUUGGGCCAGAGUAUGCGAAUGAAGUAAAGUUCAUUGAGAAGUACAAGGCAGAACAUUGGUUCAUAAUCUGAGAUGAAGCAUAGUUUGGUCUACAUCUAAUCGUAAUGAAGGACUUCUGUCUGUUUUUCUUUUUUUUACUGUUGAACGGGAUCCAAAUGCUUUGGUAGCUGGGUCAGGGUAGUGUGUGCUCGGCUUGACACACCACAGGAGUGCAAGGGACAGAUUGUGUUUCUAACAGUCUGCAAUCAAGAACAAACUGGUUUUCAGGUUAUAAAGGGAAUGACCCUUUUCACAUAUGGCCAGUUUAAGGCGAGAGUUCAACCUUGUUAUGCUGCUUAAAAAUUUCAUACAAGAACAGAGGAGUGGACUGUUGUUUCACCAUAUAUUCACCAAUUAAAGAGAAACAUCAAACCUGGGUCAAAUCAGGUUCUACAAAUUAGAGAGCCCGCGGGAAGGCAGAGCUGUAUGGGGCUGUUUAAAUGCAAUGCUGCAGAGUCCCUGAGCUGAAGAGCAAUGUAAUACUUGUUUAGGGAAAAAAUACAUUUGCAGUUUAAUAAUAUGGAGUACUUUCUUCAUUAAAUACCUGAAGGAAUAAUGUAAAUUUAUCAAGGAAUUUAUUUUGUGUUUAUUUUCUGUGAAGAAGUGCAUGUUCAAAACAGUCAAAAUAUCUCAGAAAGUUCAUCUGCAUUGUGUGUUAUUUUCCAGGGACAUCAUCCUAUUCUCAGCAGGGAUAUGGCUGGGAGUCCAAGCUGUACAGCCUGGAGCAUGGCCAUGAGCGGCCCACAGACAGGAAGAAGAAGAGCCUCGGACUGGCGACCCUCAAAAGAAGAUUCAUCAAAAGGAGGAAGUCCAGCCGCUCAGCAGAUCAUGCGCGGCAGAUGCGGGAGCUUUUAUCAGGGUGGGACGUCCGUGACACAAACGCCCUGGUGGAGGAGUACGAGGGCACAGCAGCCCUCAAGGAGCUGAGCUUCCAGGCCAGCCUGGCACGUGCUGAGGCACCCAGCUUGGCACGGGAUCUGGCUGCACUCUACCAGCAUAAGUACUGCACUGAUGUGGACCUCAUUUUCCUGGGUACCUGCUUCCCGGCUCACCGGGCCAUUCUGGCUGCCCGCUGCCCAUUUUUCAAGACUCUUCUGUCCUCAUCGCCUGGCUUUGGGGCCGAGGUUCUCAUGGACAUUGAGACAGCAGGCAUCGAUGUGCCCAUGUUCUCUGCCUUGCUUCACUACCUUUACACUGGGGAGUUUGGGGUGGGUGGAGCAGAGGACAGCAGGCUGCAAAAUGUGGAUGUACUUGUGCAACUCAGUGAAGAGUUCGGUACUCCCAACUCCCUGGAGGCCGACAUGAAGGGCUUGUUUGACUUCAUGUGUUACUACGAUGCUCUGCUCAGCUUCUCCUCAGACUCUGAGAUGAUAGAGAGCUGCAAUGAGCGAGGAGCUGUGGCUGCAGCACCAACAGGGAGCUCAGGAGGCAGUGGUGUCCCUGGGACCCCAGAUGAGGACCUCAGGGCUCACAAAGCUAUCCUCUCAGCACGUUCUCCUUUCUUUAGGAACCUUUUGCAGAGGCGCAUUCGCACAGGAGAGGAAAUGACCGAGCGGACAUUGCAGACACCCACCCGCAUAGUUUUGGAUGAGUCCAUCAUCCCACGGAAAUAUGUACAGGUUAUUCUCCACUGCAUGUACACAGAUGUGGUCGAGCUUGGGCUGGUGCUGCGGGGAAGCCCCUCAGCCGGCAGCCUUGGCGAGGUGCAAGCCUUGGUGUCUGGGGGUCGUGGAGCAAGCACACGAACAGAGGAGGCCAUGGAGCUGUACCACAUUGCUCUGUUCUUGGAGUUCAGUAUGUUGGCUCAAGGUAGGUCAGAAAUGAACAUGUUUGUUAAGAGCACAUAAACAUUAAAGGAUUAGUAUGUAAAAAAAAAAAAAAAGAUGAUGGUGUAUAGCUGCGCAAACCAGAAUGAAAACAUGCCAUCAGAUUGACCCUGGUCCAUAAAUGUGUUGAUACUUUUUAAAACUCCCACCCUCAGGAUGAUUUUUCUUUAUUUUCAUUUUUCUAUUACAUCAAAACAAGAACUUGAAUCAUAAAUGAAUACAGUGUGAAGAUUGAAGGCCUCGUUCAUGCUUCUGCCUCAGUUCAAUUUGGUUGUAUCUCUUAACAACAUGUCCUCCGCUUAAGUCUGAAAACUAAAUGUCAUUUUUUUAUUUUGAUUACCUCUGCAAUUGAUAUCAAAGUUAAUUUGUCAAGCUGGAUUCAGGAUUAAGUGCUUCUCUCUGUGGACUUUCUAUAUAGCUCAGAUUUUGUUGUAUUUGGCUGGAGUUUUUAAUUAUUUUAUGCCGGUGAUGGACUCCGGUCAGCAUUUAUCUUUGUCUCCACUCAUUUAUAUAAUGUGUUUCAGACAUGCCCAUAGUAAUCACCACUAUCUCCUUAUGACUAGAAUAUGCAUAUGUGAAAUAUGGCUGCAGAGCUGAGCCGAGUGUAAAACAGAUUGGCUUACUGAAUGAUGCGAGGGCUGCAGCUGCCAGUAACAGACGUUAUAGGCUGCAGUCUUUGUCUAUCUGCAGUGGCGGACGCUUUACUAUCUGAUAUGAAGUCAACUUCUGUUUACAACUCGUCACUGCGUGUCUACUCUCCUACUGGUCUAUAUUUACGUGGAUGUCUCAAUGACUCUUGCCACUUUAUCAGAAUGACCCCAGUAACAUGCCAAACAUCGCAGUCAUGCUUUGACCUCUCAAGUCCUUCUCUCUUCUUCCAGAGUGGCGUGCCUUAGCUCUGUCCAGUUUCCAAAACCCUUAAACAAAGGCUCCUCUUCAGUCUGAAUGACCUUUGUAGUGUGCAGUAUGUGAAGCAGUCCGUUUCAGAUGCACAUAAAAACAAGAUCAUUCGGCCAGCCUAUAGUGACAGUGGGAAUACAGUUAAGGCUGAAUGACUCAUGCUGUAAGCUUAUGUUUCAUAAACCCACAUGAUCUUAAUCAGUUUUUGAAAUAUUAAUUCACAAUAUGAGACACAUUGAAAGACUUAGUUUUACUGUGUCAACCAUAAAGUGAAUUUAUCUAUAGUCACAUAACUUCUGGCUUACAACACAAAAUGAAAAUAAUUCUUAUGACGUUAAAAGUCAAUUUAGUUUGUUGUGACUCGAAAACCUCAGUCGGCGUUUGAAGAUACAGCCAAUGAGUUUUAUUGGAACAGAACACAGUAAGCCUCUCUGUCUGUGUCACUAAAACACAGACUUUAUUAAAUUUAUUCAUUGCUUUUACUAUAAAGGUCAACAACAAGCAGGUAUUGUGGCGUUUGUGUAAUCUUAAACUGCAGCACAGUUACAAAUUUACCACACCAUGCAAAUCUGAAAAUGUAUCCAGAGGGGAAGCUGUAUGCAAAACAAAUCGUGGACACAGUUCACUCUGCAGUAGCGGAAAUGUUUGGAUAUAAAAUCCUUUCAGACCACAGGAUUAGUUGUGGGCAGCUGCUAAAAUGACUGUAUUGACUUAUGAGCAAAGAAUCAACCACCAUUUUAAGACUUGCAGGGAUCUGAAUAGCACUGUACACUAACACCACAGACACAGCUGGUUAGACACCACCUCCCACCCUCCAGCUCUGGUGUCACUCCCAGGGUCACUCUGGCAGCCUAAGCCGACAAGCAGGCAAAUAGUGUCAUCCCCACACACCAUCACCUCCUCUUCCUUCCCAUCCCCCUCUCGACAAGCAAGCCCCUACUUGAGGGUAUUUUUAUCCCCUCUCUUCCCUCUCCCACUGUGCGGCGCAGCUCUAAUCAGUUCCCAUGAAACCUCAUUGUGGAAUGUGGUGAGAUGGUUGAGGUUGACCCGGUGUCAUUUUAUCCAAGUCCCGUCUCUUCGUCUAUUUCAGAACUUUUUAUUUCUUUUUCUGAACAAUUGUAUUUAUUUAUUUUUCCCUUUUUAAACAUUAAAAUCAAUCAAUUCUUUCCCACCUCCAAUGUUCUACCAGCAUAGUUAAUUAUCAAGUUGGAAAUUUGAGUUCAUUUCAUUGCAGGAGACUUCAGAACCUGCCACGUCUCUUUUGGAGGCAGCAAAGAGGCUUAUAUUAGGGGUUUCAUAUGAAGAUAACCCCCUCAUCCGUCACACUAUCUUCCCCUUGUGCUCCUCCUCUGCUCCCCCCUCUAGAUGAAGUUUUGUCCCGUGGAGGUUUUCGUGGAGCGUCUGAGCUCUCUGUCAUUUCCCCCCCUGCUUAAUUCUCAAGAUGUGUUUCCCUUUAUGACUCCAUCUCACUCAAAUAGCGGCCAAUAUUAAAAGCCUUAUUAAUUUCAAGUGCACCACAGAGAUGAUAGCCAGCUGGUGUGGUUUCAGCGUCGGCACUGUAGUACUUCCUCUUCCUCCAUGCUUUCUGACUGACCAUAGCUCUCGUUUGUGUUUGGAGUGUGUUGACUGAAGUCUUUGAGACAUAAUUUACAUCCAUAGCCUUGUUUACAGGCCAUUGAGUGCAGCUGAUGUUUUAAGUGGCUGUAGAGACUGCGCGCUCCAUAAACAACUGAGAUCCAAAUAAUAACAGCGGGACAAAAUGCAUAUGUCGUACAAAGGUAGUAGAAUGUGGAGCUGGCGGUUGGCGUCUUUGCUGGUGUGUUGAUAUUCUUGUCAGUCAGCUAAGCCCCAGUGAAUGUGGUAUACCACCCGUGGAGAGAAGAGUAGGGGGUUCAUAUUAGAUAUAAUGCUGAUUCUAAUCUGCAGCUCAUAAUAAAGUGCUGUGUUCAAAAAGACUGGCUGUUGCUGUGAAUUCUAAUGGGCCAGCAGAGCAGAGCAGAGCGGCUUUCCUGUGCCACUGGUCCCAAGUGGGGACUUGUCUGCCUUUGAGCAUGUGUGCCUGUGUGUCUGCUUUUCAAGAGGGGGCAAAGAUCCAAAGGUGAUGAACUGACAGGAGCAAAAGGACUUUCUAAGAAAACAGACAGCACAGGGACUGGUGGUGUAAGCUGAGGCACACACGUCGAGAAUCUAUUCCCUCAUUUUGUGUGUUUAUGGCAGACAAAACAGGCAAAGAGCCUGGGUCAAUAUUUCAACUUCAGCUGUCUACUUAACCAUGCAGGACGCCCACCCCCUGGUUAAUAUGCUGCAAGUGUCUGUCUCUCAUAUCUGCUUCUUGCAAUUUAAGAUGCCUGAAAGGUACGGUGCAUCAUAACCGUGAGCAAAUACGCAUAUAUGUGUGUGUGUGUAUGUGCAUUUAUGUGAUAGCUUAAAUAACCAUAUUUUGUGUGCUGCACUCAGAUAAUAUGAGGCUUCAGAUUCAAAAGCAUCUCUGUAGCCAUCUCUUAAGUCUGGUGUCCAGUGUCCCAUAGAGGACGUUCAAAGUGGUGGUUUUGGGGUGGAGAGGAAGCUUGGAUCUUUUACUUUUAAGAUAAGAGUCUCCCAGAGGAGUGUUGCUUCUGGUCCAGCUUAUGAGCUGAUGGACAGGACGUCCUGCAAUGAGGAAGUUGGCAAGCUUAAGUUUCAGUUUAGAGCACCUCUCUCUGGAUGUCAGUUCGUCUGGCUUUAUCUCUGUGGAUGUACGACUUUGCUUUGUUAAGAGUUUUGGAUUGAAAGCAAGAGUGAAUGUUAAGAGUGUUUAAAUGUGCAUCAGUGGAUCCCUCCAAGAGUGAGUUUAUGUUUGAGAGCCAGCGUUGGUGGAAUUUUCAAACUUUUUAAAAGCAGCGUGUUCAUUAUUCCCUCGGCUUUCUGUGGCUCCUUUCAAUGAAUUUCUGAUUUAUGCACAUAAUUGUGUACACGUUUGGGAAAUGUAAUGUGUGCUUGUGCACUGGGAGCACAUUUCCUCCGGCUGCUGUGUUUACACAUCAUGGUUAAGAAGAGGCAGCCUGAAACUGAAACACAUCAAGGUAUCAAAGACAUUUCUGUGGGUUGGUGUGUUACAGAGUUAAACCACUGCCUGCUGUUCUGGUAUGUGCUCUGAUUUAGGAAACGCAGCAAGGAGGAUGUGGGGGCUACAAGAGGUAGACUCUCUGGGUCAGUGAAUACAAGUCAAAACCACUGACGCUCUGGCGGCGCUGACAGAAUUACCUCUUGUAUUCACUCCGUUUAGUUCAUUUUAUUGCAUUUCUUGAAGCCUUUGUUAAGUGUGAUAAUGCUCGGCCUAAUAACUGCGCUCGUUUGUACACAUGGUCCAUUUGUGCUCAUGAAAGGAUAAAACAGAAUUUCAUAUGUUGAUUGUUUGUCGCAUCUUCACAGGGUGUGAAGACAUCAUCGUGGAAAGCCUGUCUCUGGACUCACUCGUCCCUAUCCUGAAGUGGAGCUCCCAGCCGUACGGCUCAAAGUGGGUCCACAGGCAGGCCAUGCACUUCCUCUGCGAGGAGUUCAGUCAGGUUGUCACCUCAAAUGUUCUCUACGAGCUCAGCAAGGAGCACCUUCUCAGCGCAAUUCAGUCUGACUACCUACAGGUGAGGAACUUUACCUGUCAGUCUGUUGUCGCUCUGAACGACACCCCACCAUGUAAAAGAGUCAUUUUCCCAGUGGGGUUUCAGCAGUGCCUGCCUGACUUUCUCUAAGCGGUUUCUUGGUGGAAACCCAGUUUUCACAUAUACACAGUUGCAUUGAUAUGACAUCCGCAUACAUGCAUGUCUCCAACACUCAGGGUCUCUAGAGAGAGUAAAAUCACUCCCUGAGGGGACAUGUUUUCAAAUCCAGAAUCAAAUCAGAGUUCAUCUGUCAUCCGCACUGUCAUGCUACAUGGGUGUGAAAGCAGAUGUUCAAAGUGAAAUGUUGUAAUUGAACUAUUGAAACAAACAAACAACCCUGGCCUGAUUUGCUAAGACACCCCUGGGAUAUUUUUAAUUCUCACCUUAUCUCUCUUUAAUAGCUGCCCUCGUGUUGUUCCAGACAAUAUUCGACCUUGUCCUAGAAAUAAUUUAGUGUCACUCUCCCUCCCUGUCCUAUUUCUCUCUCUGUGGUUUCUCUUUCUGUGUCUCUCUGCCCUGGUCUCAUUCACAGGCGAGCGAGCAGGACAUUCUCAAGUAUGUUGUUAAGUGGGGCGAGCAGCAGCUUAUUAAGAGGAUGGCAGACAGGGGUAAGAUAAUACACUCUAUAAUCACCCUUUGAGCAGCCCCCCUAAUGGCCCUGAGGAAAUUAGCCACUCAUCCAGCACCUCCAAAAUACAUCUGAAAGCAUGAUAGGACUGACCAUGACGUUGUUUUCUGACCUUUUAGGAAAUGGUCUCGUGUAAGGUUUAAGGUCAAGGUUAUUAGUCCUCAUAUGUUGAGGGCAAGGGCCCUACAUCAGGAGGGGUAACAAAACUGGGAGCAAUGCAGUAUUUAUCUUUAAUGCAUUCAACUGAACUUGCAAGGGAAAUCUUUAAAAUAGCCAACAGGGUUGAAUUAAAAGCAUUUAAAGCAUAAUCAAGCAAUCAUAAACAGUCAUGGAAAUAUGCAUGAUGUUAAAACACUGCUAAUGGCCGUUCCUGUCCUCAUUUAACCAGAGCCGAACUUGUUGAGCGGCACAGCCCACAGCGUCAACAAGAGGGGAGUGAAGAGGAGAGACCUGGAUGUAGAAGAAUUAAAGGAGAUCCUGUCUCCCCUUCUGCCCUACAUCCGAACUGAGCACAUCUUACCCCCUAACAGUGACGUCCUCUCUGACGCAGUCAGUACUCUCUGUCCUGUGUGUCUGUGUUUGAGUUUGAUACCCAAAAAUGUAAUACUGAUCAUUAUUUUUCACUAUGUUCGCAGCUAAAAAGGGGUUUAAUAAGCACCCCUCCUUCAGAUAUGCUGCCCACUGCUGAGGGAGGAAAAGCAAAUGCCUGGUUACGGCAGAAGAACGCUGGCAUCUAUGUUCGUCCCCGCCUCUUCUCUCCUUAUGUGGAGGAGGCGAAGGUACGGCUCGCACGCUUGAUUGAUGGAGCUUCUAAACUGAGAAAGGAACUGUCGAUAAUUUAUUAAGCUAUCAUCAGAGAGAGUGGAGAUUCUGUAGAGAGGACAGACUAACCUUUCAAAGCUUUGUGGAAAAUUUGUGGACCUGCUCAUAACUUCAAUAUGCAAAAAAAAAAAAAAAAUCAUGCAUAGUUGUUGUGAGGUAUAUUCUCCAUUUUUAAUAGCUUGACUGAAAUUCAAUUUAUGCCCAUUUGCACACUUUUCCCUGAUAAGUUACAGGCCUAACUAGGGUCAUGAAUAUUUAUAAAUCUAUCCCGACACCAGAGAGAAUCAUUAUUAGAGGAAGUGUCAAUCAAGUGGUACUUAUUUGCAAAUCCUCUGUGUCCUUGAGUUCCAUGUACGCCUUUUAUUUUGUUGAAAUUUUGCUCUCUCUCCUCCACCUGUCUGUAGUCUGUGCUAGACGAAAUGAUGGUGGAACAGACAGACCUGGUGCGUUUGCGAUUAGUGCGCAUGUCCAAUGUCCCGGACACACUCUACAUGGUGAACAACGCAGUGCCACAGUGCUGUCACAUGAUCAGUCACCAGCAAAUGGCGAGCGCCACAAACACUGCUCCAUCUGUUGUGGCCAAUGAAAUCCCAGGUUAGAAAACUUCUCAGUGACAAAAGUAUGCUACAAAAAAGCGUUGGCCAUGGUGGCAAAUAAAAACAAUGGAAUCAAUGAAUAAUCAAUAUUAUUUUUAUCUUAAUACCGUGUUCAUCUUUUAGUGCCUCAGCUGCCCGUGGUGAAGGAGAUGAUCCGAAGGCUACAGGAACUCAGACAUUCAGAGCAGGUCCAGAGAGCUUACGCCCUUAACUGUGGGGAAGGAGCCACUGUCAGCUAUGAGCUCCAGCUGCGGGUGCUGAGGGAGUUUGGUCUGGCGGAUGGAGCCACAGAGCUGUUGCAGGUGAGUAAGAAGCAGAGAGUUUGUCCUUAGAGGUUUGAGGAGACUGAGAUGAUGAGGGCUGCGCUACCUCAGUUAGACCUCAGUUUGACGUCAGUUAUGCAGCAGCCACAGACAAAACAUUUCAAACCCUAAGAAUAGGUUUUGCUUUGUCAUCACCACGAUAAAGAUACAUUUCUUUACUUCCUGUAAUUUUUCAGAACCCGUACAAGUUCUUUCCCGAUGAGCGGUUUGGAGACGAGAGUCCGAUUCUGGCUCUGCGUCAGGUGGGUCGGUGUCGGGUAAACAGCAGCCCAGCCAUGGAUAGCAUGUUCACAGAGCUGGAAGGAGUAGCAGGCUUCCACCCUCCCCUCCCUCCCCCACCUCCACCCUACCACCCCCCUGCCACACCCAGCCACGCUCAGCUCAAGGGCGCAUGGCGACCUCGUGUGCCCAUGCCUACCCCCACCCGCUCCUUCUCCUACCCUUGCAACCGCACCCUGAUCCAGCGCCAUGCAGCCUCCAAGCAUGGCAGCUCAGACUACUCCUCUGUGCCCCGGCCUCAGCCCCCAGACUGCACCAACCCGCAGGCUAUGGGCCGAGCUUUGCUUUCAGACAGGCAAGCGGUGAGUGUGUGUGCUACUUCCUGUUACUUCCUUGUGCUACAGUUCAGUCUUUUCAAAAGUGGCUGCUUGGUUUGUGUCUGGGAUCAGGAGCAGCUCCAUAGCAAAGGUAAAGUGACACAUGUCCUGUCAUUUUUUCAAUGCAGAUGACCAUGGAGCCUGUGAUGAGGGAGUUCAUGCCUGACAUUGCACUGGGUGUCUCGGUCAUGUCCCUAAGGGAGCAGCACAUGGCAGAGAUGGACAGGGAGAGCCCUCACAGCCCAAUGGGCCCCUCAGGCCACCAUCUGCCCCAUGGGCCCUGCCCCUCCGCCCGCCUCAGCCACAGCCACGGUCCUGGACAUGGCCACUCUUGCAAAAGACACGCACCUGAACCGAAGCUAGAGGCUCAAGCUGAGUUCCCUGACCUGUACGACUUCACCUGCCGCCCUGCAACCCCAACCUCCUCUCACCCUCUGCCCCCUUUUGUAGGACCAGACCUCUACAGCCACAGCUGCUCCCCCUCCAGCGCUUACCCACCCCCUUACAUGUCUGACUCUCAGUCCCAGGGACCCCCGCAGGGAAGGACUGCUACAGACCCUCUGCGUCUGGACGUCCUCAGUAUGACCUCUCAGAGGCAUGACGGAGUCCUCGCCAGCCCGUCUGGAGCCCAGCCGAGGAUGGGACACAUCCAGAGGGGGCGAUCAAACGAGACUGACCUGACUCAUGGUUUAGGCCACUUACGGUCUCCCAGCGGGAACACAGACAGCUACGAGGACAGGCACACAGGAUCAAGAGACGCUCCUGAGGACAUGGUUCUAUCAGGAGAAUCAUCAGGCCUCCAGCAGCCUCACAGGAACAGUGUCAGUGAGGAGAUCACCAGAGACCGCAGGUCGCCCAGCAAGCCUGACUACCCUUAUAAGAAAUCUGCACUUUAACCCCGCCCAAGGACCAGGGGUUGAGUUAAGAAAAGGGAAAGUGUGACAAGAAGCUGUCCAUCUGAGUGGACGGCACAGCACUAAAUGUGUGCCUGCGUUUGUGUGUGUGUGUGAGGGGCAAGGAAUCGGGGUGGUCGAUGGUUACUAUUUAUAGGUUCUGUCCUUUUGUCCUACCUCUAUCACACUGUGCUAUCCAUCACACAGUCAGGGCGAGGAAAGAGUGAGAGCUGUAGGUUAAUUGUUGACGCCUGUAAUUGAUCUCUGCAAGGCCCGCAUUGUCCUGCUGCUUUAGAGGAUGACUCAGGCUCUGCUAGGAUUGAUUGUUUGAUUGUAAAGAGCGAGGUUAGCUCCAUGCUGUGUGAAUCCUGCACGCAGAGGUCACAACACUAAAUGUAGCUCGGAUAUUAAAGACUCUAUUCAAAGGUUCCCUUGUCUUUGGAUUGUUUUCAGCGUAGAAUGGAGAGAUGACAGGAGAGAAAUCUCACGUUACUCAAGCUAACAAUGGUAUUCAGCCUGGGGAACAGCGUUGUGAUAAAAUCUUAUGUAAAUUCAUCUUUCUGUUUCUUUCUGUAGCAUGCCUAUAGCAAGCAACCCAUCUGACUAGUCUCCCUACUUGUGCUGUGGAUCUGCAGCACUGAUGACUAAUGGGCCAAGUCUUUGUCACAUAAAGCAGGAAUUGGAUCUAAUGGGAAGUAGGUCAUCAGUGCUUGUCAUUCUCCUGUUACCCAUUCUGAUUAUUGUGUUGGGCUUCAACUAUUACAACCUUUUGAGAGUCUAUCUUACAAGCAGGAGUCUGCAGUUUUCAGAUAGUAAAAGGGGAGGGACAGGACAAUCUGGUUCAUUACAGGGAUACAGUGGAAAAUAAAGGGGUGACAUGGCAACUGAUCCACAGUGACCGAGUGCUGGGCAGUGGUUGUUUUUACAGCUGGAACAGGUUUGUGUACCUGUGUGUUUGUGAGUGGGGAUAACUUCACAGGUGUUUAGACAAUCUCAGUACUGUACACUCUCAUCUUUAGUCAGGUCUGUUUGUACAUAUCAGCAAGUCUUUGGCACAGAGCGCAGCAGUCAGCGUGCUAGAGCUCCUUCUUGUUCUGUUUAAUCCAAUAGCAUCAAGUAAUCAAAUCUAGAGCCUUAAUCAGCGCUUGUAAUAUUCAGUUUUAGCUACCUUUUAUUCAAUUAAGUAUGAUGUCAUUAUAUUGCAAACCCCUCUUAAUUGCUUGUUUGACUGUUCUGCUCACAAUGGACUCAUUCACUGUAGUUUUUUCAGUAAAAGGAGGAUGUCAUUCAAUCCAAAUGCUAAAACCAUGUAUAUACUUUUAGGCCCACAUCUCUGCACCUCAUGAGGAUUUGUGGACAUGCACAGCCAGUGUUGAUACUGUUAAAUAUACUAUAAUGAACUGUAUCAGCUGUAGCUCAAGAGUACACACGUAAAGCCUGUCACAGCCAGCAGUUGGCACACAACCUCACAUACGAGUAACAUUGCACUGUCGGAGCCGCAGGUCUAAAAGCUGAAGGGAAAAAGGAACAAAUAAAUCUCGAACAAAAAAAAAAUCUUUUUUUGAAGAAAAGUUGGCGAUUGCUGGCUCAUAUCUCCAAUGGAAAUUGUAUAUAAUGAAUUGAGUUCCACAUGAAUUUCUGAUCAAUUUUUUAAUGGUUUCUAUCACCUUUUAGUGGAUGUUGAAGGUUUGUGUUUUUACUGUAGUGGACAACACUGUGUACGCGUCUUUGUCAUGAGGUCUCACUAAGAAUGUGUGGUAUAAAACAAUUGUGUCGCAGAAUCUAUUUUGUUCCUAAGUGUUAUGCAUUAAGGCAGUUCGUUCAAUGUUGUAGCUGGUGUGGAGUACCAUGUUAGUGGAGAUGUUUUUCCCCCCUCUUCUCCUUGUACUUUAAAGUAGCAGGAAUAUGUUGAGGAUCUGAAGACAUUAACUCUCAUCCUAGCAGUGAUGAAGUUGCCAAGCAGAAAAAUCAUUUUUCCAUCUAGGUUGCUUCAUGGGGAAAAAAUGCAAAAACUCCAGAUUCCUCCCCAUGUUCAUGUUGGUUAGUUGUUAUAUUUUCCAGGACAAUGUUCCACUGAAUAAAAGCCCUUGUUUUGCUCUUUGCUGUAGAGAAGUCAGUGCCUUCCUCCGCCUGCGGCUGGGCUUUUAUUGGAGAAGUGACUUUGAUGUCUAUGCAAGCUCUUUUCUACCAGCUUACCAGCCUGCAUCAAGAAAAAAAAAAAGUUGUUUGAAAUCUCAUGUAGCCUGUUCUGUGUACAGUGUUGUUUGGCACCUUUUAAAAUGGAACCAUCUGAAAUGUGUGAUUGCUUGUGUUGAAUUCUAACAGGUACCUUGUACUUGUAUAGUAUCAUAGAAAACAUGUUUGUAGAUUGAUAUUACGUUGCAUUUAGUUUCACUGAAUCUAUUUUUCUACUGUCGCCUCAAAAGGUGCAUUACAGUGGUCAACUUGGGCAUCCUCAGAAUAAACUGGUUUGAUAUUAUGGAACUAUUUGAUCUCUGAUUUUUGCUCCAGAAACUUUUUAUUUUGAAGUUUCAAAUCACAUAAAAAUGACAAUUUCUUCUCAUCACUUUUACAGACACAUUUCUCAGUGGGUUGCUAACAGUAAGCUCUCCCUUCAGUUUUACCGCAUCAGCAUUUAGUAUUGUCAAAAUGAAGCACUGAACAUGUUCACACUGCAGCAUUGUGUUAUUGUAAAGCACUGUUGUAACAAAAUAACAAGGCAGUUUAAAAAAGCAUAAAGUGCCGAAUUUCAUUUAGUUCAUCAACAUUUCAAGUUUAACUUCACAAUGAGCUUUAAAGUUAGGGAAACUUUAGGGUCAUAAAACAGGCAUGGGACCCUCACAAAGCUCACAAUCCUUCACCCAAAGCAUAACAAAAUACAACAACUGCAUGUCGGUAGUAGCUGCAGAAAUUCUUUAGGCAUUGGGAUCACAUAGUUUUCAGCAUGUUGGCCUUUUUAUUCAGCAGAGUGAAGAGGCUCUCGUCCAAGUUGCACAUUCAUUUGAGCACCGUAUGAUGAGGUGAUAUGAUAGCAGCAUGACCACCCUGUUUACUGGUAUCCUGCAUUAGUUCUGCGUCUUUUUCUGGCUCGCAGUUCUUCAAAAAACUCAUGAACAGCUUCCACUGUGACCGUCUGGUGGAUAAGGGGAAAAAAGGUUCAGAUUUGAGGUUGGGAGAAUGCACACAAACAACACUUCACAGUCCUCCAAACAUGUAUGCUGAUGAUAUUAGCGCACAUUUGUCAUGUGUAGUGAAACUGUCACGACUUCUGGGUAAAUAAAUAGAAACCAAGGAUCAAA